Molecule: messenger RNA, 351 nt
Organism: Clonostachys byssicola
Lineage: Eukaryota; Fungi; Ascomycota; Sordariomycetes; Hypocreales; Bionectriaceae
Source: the annotation of a GenBank genome assembly
AUGCAGCACAAAUCCGGCGGCAAGGGCUCUGCCCACUGCGGCUCUGUCGCCGUCUCCAUUGUCGGCAUCGUAUUUGGCAGCGCCAUUGUCAUCGUCGUCUGCUCCUUCAUUUACUGCCUGAUCAGGAGGCAGCUCAACCUGCGCGACAAGUAUGCCCGCUGCAACGGGAACUGCGAAUGCGAAGGCGCCUCUCGACCGCCCCCUACCCGAGUUCCUCGCCGCCCUCCUCCCGCGCCCGAACAAAGCGAUGCUGUUGCCGGCCCGAGCGUUGACCCUCCACCGUACCUGGGCGAUCAGAACGAGGAACGGCAUGGUCUGAUGAGCCAUAACGAUUAUAAUAAGUCGACAUAG